AUACAAUAUCGCCCAUUGCUACAACAAAACACAAAAACGUGCAUAUAAUCCUGAAUAUAUUUAUUUUGUGUUGCCUAAUUUUCGGCUAAAAAAAUUGUUAAUUCUGUUAAUUCAUGUCAUUUGUAACAUAUAAAACGAUACAGGAUUCAGCUGCCGUUUAAAACGAGUGAAAGAAUUAAGUGAUUGAAGUGUUUCCGAUUUGAGAAAUAAAAUUAACAAUGAAAAAUAUUCCGCACCGCAAAACAAAAAACGUGUUCCAGUUCAAAUCGUUUAGAGAACGGAUUGCCGAGAUAGACAUACGCCGCACUACGUUAUAUCAUAUUAGUCAUGAGAAUGAAUUAUUGGAAGGCGAUCAAUCUAAUUUUCACGAGGCUGUCCAAAAAUGGAGUGUGCUCAACAUGUCUGAGGAAUUCCAGCAGUUUAUAAUCCCGAUUCGCUCUGUUGUUACUCUUCCUCAAUUGUUACACAAGAAAGUCUUUAUUUUCGAACAUUUGUCAGACUGUCUGAAAAACGCAAGCAAUCUGUCACUCCAGGCUCUUCUAGAGAUUUUAGUUGCUUUGGCUAAGGAUCUGCGAGCUGAAUUUUGUUCAUUUUUUUUCCAAUUUUUUGAUCAACUCAUAAUUAUUCUCGACAGUAGAGAACCAGACAAUUUGGAAUACACAUUUCUUUGCUUGGCUUCUUUGUUCAAAAUUAUGCGUGGAUUUCUCCGGAAGAAAUUGGAGCAAGUGUUCGAAAGAUUGGUGUUAUUGCUGGAAGAUUCAAGGCCUUUAUAUGUAACAAAUUUUGCCGCUGAGUGUUUUGGUUUUCUUGCUCGUGACGUUCUGAACAAAAAAGAACUUCUUCAUAUGAUUUCAGUAGCGGUAGGUAGUAAUUCAAACGUAACGAUGGGUUGUGGCAGACUUGUCUUUGAAAUUAUGCGAGGAACGAAUGGACAAUUUCACAGUUGUGCAGAACAGUACUGGAGGCUUUUAUUAUUGGAAAUGAUUAUCGAAGAACCAAACGAGAAAACUGGGUUCAAACCGCAAUGUCUGUUCGAUAUUCUCAUCCAAACUGUCACUGAUAUGCUACAUUGUAUAGAGCCUGAUAAUAUGGAACCAUUUUGGAUUAUUAUGAAUACAGCAUUAGAGAAUCACCUAGCCCACAAUCCAAUCUCAAACGAGACAGCUUUUCACUAUAUUUUACAAUUGAUUGGGCUUAUAGUUGAACAUCAGCAUGGAAAACAUUUGAGGAACGUUUCAUGUAUAGUUGGAAAAUUGAUCAAAACGAUUAGUGGAACCAACACAGAAGAAAUUUUGUCGACUGUUUCCAAGAUCGCGUCCGUAAUGCUUUUGUCCAAAAAUGUUAUUAUAACUCGAUUGGAAGUCAGCAGGUUAACAAAAAAUAUUUUGACACUUGGACAUCGUUCUAGGAGGGUUUUCGAAGAAUUUGUCCUCAAUGUAUCCGACUGCGAAAUGUUUGACGUGCUGGUGUUACCUGAUUGCUUAAAAUACAUGGAAAAAACUUUUGAUUCUAGAAGUAUACAAUUACUCAUGCAAAUUAUUGCUCGAAAAUCCAAUCCUUGUAAAAGUGGAAUAGAGCUGAAUAAUUGGAAACCAAUUCAAAUCCAAUUGAAAAGUAAUGAAGCGGUCAUGAAAAUUAAACAGGUGAUUGAUGGAGGUCAGCAAGUCGAAAACCGAGAUGAAUUCAUAGCCUGCAUAGUUUUACUACCUCAUCUAAAGGAUUUCGAAAUUGAUAACAAGAUUUUGCAUAGGCUGGAAGAGGAAGUGUACCGUACCUUAACUACAAUUGAAACUGAUAUGGAAGACUGUUAUAUCCCUGUACUAAGUGUUUUGAUUGAAACUCUCGUUCAUAUAAAUUACCCGGAGAUACAUUUGUAUGUAGAGACUGUUAAGCGCUUGCUGCCUGUAAUUAAUAGUAGGAAGAAAGAGCCAUUAAUUAACAUAGUCAAUAUGUGUUUGGUUCAAAUUAGUUACACAGAAUCUGAUUUACUAAAUGACGAGUUAUUUAACGUUGUUCAUGCUCAUCUGUGUGAAUUUCUGGCCUCAGAGCAUUCUCGUACGAGGUUGCUAGUUACACACAGUUUCACGCUGUUCAGGGGCGCAAGUAUUUUUCUGAACACCGGAAGCGAGACAUUGUUCGAUGUGUUGUAUAGUAUUGAAAGCGUUGAACCAGAUAUUCAUAAUUAUAGAAAGCAUGUGAUGUUGUUGAAAAAACUUGAAUUUAAUGCAAGUUUGUUACAAUGCAUUAAGAAACCAGAGUUUCGGGUAGACGCCAUGCGCACUGUAAUAUCUCUAUUAUCAAUCAAUUUCAAUUUACUUUGGAAACCAGCCAGUGAAGUCCUUCAAACUUAUGCUGACGGAUUCAGUAUAACCGAUUUUUGGCAUGUUUACAAACAACAACUAAACUGUACUUUGAACGUUGUAAGUGAUAACUCGACUUUAGAAGUGAAUGAAAAAAUGCACAAAACUAAUAAUCAAGAAUUACAAAGCGAUGACUACAAAAAAAUUGACUAUGUAAAUUAUCGAAUCCAAUUACUCAAUAAUUUGGCAAAAUUCAACAGAAUAUUUGAGGCCAAAAAUCGAGAUAUUGUAGAAUCAUUCUUUCGUUUUAUGGAUAAGGAAUAUCGAACAAAGAAAACUGCUGACAAAACAAACGAGGAUACAUCGAAAGCUUUACUAAAGAUAAUAAUCGCUUAUUUAAAUAUAUUUUCCGGCGUUCGUAAUCCUGGAACCAUUUUCAAAUCUCAGCAAUUGUAUGAGACUUUCAUGGAGUUUUUAUGUCAUCGUAAUUCCGAAGUACAGCGCUUAGCACUUAGUUGCAUCUUUACUUAUGAAAAUCCUGCUUUUAUACCGUAUAAGGAAACCCUUUAUCGGUUGAAUUGUAAUAAAAGCUUCAAGCAGGAAAUCGCCGUUUUCUUCACGAAGAGUGCGAGUGAAGGAAAUGAACUUCGAUGUAUAGUACAGGAUGAACACCGAGUAGAGGUCAUACCAAUGGUAAUGAAAAUAUUACACACUAAAAUGAUCCAAAAGACAACUUCUCCAGAGCUGAAAAAGCUGAUUAUCAGAUUCAUAGGAAAUUUCCGUGAAAACGAAAUUAAGUUAUUUAUGAAUAUGUCAUUUGCUUGUUAUGAAAAAUGUCUAAUGGCACAUGCUUUGGAAACAUAUACGUUUAUCGUGACUAAAAACCCAAAAGUCGAAAGUUUUUCUAUCCAUCGUUUGCAAGCGUUGAUUUUGCUAAUUGACAAUAUUUUCGAUGAAUUCGCUGCUGUCAAAAAUGAAAGCUUUGUGCGGUAUUUACUACACAUUAAAUUUUGCAUGGAUACAACACUUUUGCAAAUGGAACAUUCUCUAGUGAAACAUCUGAAAUCGCAAGCAACGCUUAAUAUGGUUAAACUUUUUGACCAUUUUGAUAAUUAUCAUUGGUCUGAAGAGGAAAUCCAGGCUGUUUUUUCUAUCUAUGUGUGGCCUCAGCUGAAUAAAUUAGAAAAUGACUGUAUUCAUUCUCCAACUCCACUACUAAAACUGUUUUCGAUUUGGAGCAAAUCCCUCCGAUACUUUCCUUUAUUGGUGAAAUCUUCAGAAGCAAGUUACACACCUCUUGAGAAAGUAAUAAGCCUUUUGUCAAGUGGAAAGGCCAGUGAUAUAGUUUGUCGAGAAAUUUGUAAGAUGAUAAAUAAUAUGCUAUCUUUGGAAUUAACGGAUAAUGAAAACAGUUAUGAGCUACCAACCAAAAACACGCUUAUUUCGGCACAUAAAGAUAUGAAUAAAAAGCGAAACCCUGGCUGUUUAUUGCUAUCUUCUUACUUUGUAAAUAUUUUACGUUAUAUUCAAAAAGUAUUAAAACAAAACAAGUCGAUUUCUAAAGAUUUACUUAAUAUACUAUCUUGUGUAUCUGAAUGCACCCGCGAGGACAUUUUAUGCGAUACUCUAACAGACAUGUUGUUUCCAAUGACAAUACAAAAAAGUUUACAUCCAAAUAUUGAUAUCGAAACGUUACGAGAGAUGCACCAUGUACUUCUUAAAAUGUUGAAAUUGGUAUCGCGUCCAGAAAAACAUAUGCGCAAAAUCGGGUUACUGUUAGAGCGUGUGAAUGAUCUAGUUGCUCGUAAAUGUAUCCUUCAAAUGAUUGACCUGCUGGUCGAAAAAUGUAACGAUCCACAACUCGCUCGAUGCGCAUCUAUACUUCACGAUAUGAAUGCAAUGGAUAAACGUUGGUUGGAUCAACCAGACUUUAAUCGUCGAUUGAAUGCAUUUCGCAAGGUGGAUGAACUGACAAAUGAACAGGACGCAAUAAGAGUAGAGCUGACUAUUUGGAUUGUUCAUCAAUGCUUUUAUUAUCUUAAAACAGAUCAUGAUUUGGCAAUUCGUGACCGUGCCAAUCAGUUUCUACAAACGAAUGUAAGCCAAUGCAUUAAAAUGCAAUCAAAUUCAGAUCAGAGGGAAAGUGUGCAAUACCUUAUUGAACGAGUGGUUCUGCCGGCAAUAAUCAGAGGCGUGAAAGAUAAAAAUGGGAGUGUGAAAUAUGAAAGUAUUCAAUUAAUCGGUCAAUUCAGCCGCCAAUGUGCGGAUUAUCAUUCUGUUUUUGCUGAUCUACACCCUUUUACAAACGAAAAGGAUCGCGAGAUAGAUUUUUUCGAAAACAUGACACACUUACAAUCUCACCGCCACCGGCGUGCUUUGAAACGAUUUUGUAAAAUUCUGAAGACUUUGGAAAAACCACCAUCUAUUCGCACUCUUGUUAAUUUUGUACUUCCUAUAGUCUCGACGUAUCUAUGUAAUGAUGUUUAUAAAAAGAAAGCAAAACUUACUGAGGCUGCCGCAAAAUGUGUAAUCCUAAUAGGUCGACUUCAACCUUGGCCAGGUUAUAAAUCAUUGCUGAAACAAUACCUCAACAAGAUGAAACACAAUAUUGAAUAUCAAAAGCAACUUAUAAAAAUAGUCGUGGGUUUACUAGAUAAUUUCAACUAUGACUUAUUGAAAGCCAACAGGGAUAAUUCAUCUUCACAAAUUCUUGGAAUCAACACCAUUUCUAAAGAAAGCACAACAACUUACAACAAUGUUAAUGAUGACGAAGAUGACGUAAGUAGUAAUAAAAGCGAAGAAAAUGAACAAUCGAAUUCAUCGAACAAAGCGGAACUUAUUGUAGAAGAUAUUUUGAAAGAGCUGAUACCAGAUCUGUUUUCAACCAUAAACUAUAAAGAAAUGCAAGAUACCAUUAAAAUAAAUGAAAGAAAAGAGCGCUACGUACGAGAAAAAAGAGAUAUGCUCAAAAUUCCACUAGCGAUUGCCAUUGUUAAACUUCUUCAAAAACUGCCAGGUGACAUACUCGAUCAAAAUCUACCAAAACUGUUUAUCAAAGUAAUUAGUUUUUUGAAAUCCAAUCUCAAACAAGUACGUAGUACUGCGCGUGAAACAUUGAAGAGCAUGCUUGUUGCUGUUGGGCCUCAAUACCUGAAAAUGGUUCUGGAUCAUUUAUCGGCGAUUCUAAAACGUGGUUUUCAAAUUCAAGUGCUACAAGCAGUUGUAUAUUCUAUACUCGACGCUCUGAAGGAACGAUUGAAUGCUUCGAUUGUCGACGAUAUUAUGCAACUUGUAUUACAUAUGAGUAUAAGUGAUAUUUUUGGAACAUCAUCGGAUGGAAAAGAUUUAUGUUUCAUUGGUAGAACUCCAGAAGGAAAAUUUAGUAAAAAAACUUUUUCAAUCCUACAGAUAUUGGCCAGUAAUAUGAGCGAAAAAUCGACGCUGGAUUUGAUUAUACCGUUCAAAGAAAUUAUUUCAAAAACAAACUCAAGAGUAACAAUUACAAAAGCUCAAGAAGCAUUAAAUAAAGUAGCCGACGGUCUUUGCAGUAAUCCCAACAUUACUGUAGAAUCUUUGCUGCUACUGGUUUAUGGAAUAACAAGUAAGAACAUUCCGAACUUUGUAUGUGAAAUACCGAAAACUUCAAAACCAGUGCAAAAAAACAGCAAACAUUCUGAUUAUCACCUAAUUCCUAAGGAACCCACACGAAAGAGUCCUGCAAAUCAAAACAUAGUUGUGAGUGAUACAAAUCCAAAUUAUCAUGUGCUCAUCGAAAUGAGCUUGGAAAUAUUCAACACUCUCAUUAAGAAAAAUCAGAUUUUGUUAGUUGAAUACGAGAAGUUUUUGGAACCACUGAUACCCUUUCUAAUUGAAGCGAUGAACAGCAGUCACGUCAAAAUUAUCACGCUCUCCGUAAAAUGUACUUCUUCCCUCUGGUCAAAUAAAAUUGAAGUUCCUCGCAUUGUGGAGUCUGUAGAAAUAAUCAUUGAUAAUUUGCUUAACAUUUUACAAAAGUAUGCUGCUUCAGAGACAGGACGAAUGGAUGAAAAUUUCCAUUUAGUUAAAAACUGUUUCAAGGCAAUAGUUACAUUGAUGAAAUUUGUAAAAUAUUUCACAAUAAGCACUUCUCAAUUGAAACUGCUGCUACUUUACGUUGAGCAAGACAUCAUGUAUUCAGAUCGACAACAUAUGGCUCUGACUUUGCUACGCUCUAUCAUUGGUAGAAAAUUGGCAUCUGAGGAAAUGGCUUCUAUUAUGAAAAAGAUUGCGGAACUUAGUAUUAUGCAUGAUAACGACAAAUUGAGAGGAGAGUGUCGUCGUGUGAUCCUUGACUAUUUGGUAGGAUACCCACUAGGAUCGAAUGUAGAACACACAGUCAAUUUCUACGUUAGUCAGCUGGAAUACGAAGUCUUAUCCGGCCGUGAAUCGGCAGUUCUCAUGCUUCAAGCAAUGUUUAAAUCAUUUCCACUAGAGCUGCUUAGCAAAAAAGGAAACUAUUUGUUUUACGCAUUGGGGAUUCGUCUGAUUAAUGAAAAAUCUACUGAAUGUCGAAUGUUAAUAGCGACCGGUUUGGAAACCUUAUUGUCAGUAAUGACUAAGAAUCAACGCGAUAGUAUAGCAAACAUAAUACUAGUUAUGAUAUGUGAAACAAAACUUAGUGAACGAGAGCUUGCAGCUCAAUUUCUCUUGCGCAUGAUAAAUGUCGAAAAAGAAGCAUUCAUUCUACGAGUUGAAAAAAUACUACCAGCCUUAUUAAAUUCGAUGAUGACUUUACAAUCGGAAAGUGCUGGAAAAUUUGUCUUGUUAAAGCAGAUUGAAAAACAAGAUUAUGGCGAGGAAUUUCAAGAAUUAAAAGACCACUCUUUGUAUCAAAUUUUAAAUGUUUUCGGUAAAUUGUUUGAGGUAUGCCCAGAAAUAAUUAUUGAUGAAAAAUACGCUAAUCUGAUGGACGAAUUAGCAUACACACUUCAGUCAUUACUAAGUUAUGGUCACCAAUGGAUUCGUUAUGUUUCGCUACAACUAAUAGGAGCCUUUCUUGCUGGCAUAGAUUCAACAGCGGUGGAUGCGAUACUCAAAGGCCAGCAAUGUCCAGUAAAACAUCAAUUCAUUUACAGCAACCCAUCAGAAGAAAUUCGAUCUCUUGUUUUGGAUAUGUGUACUCAGCUUAACCCAGGACAAACGGACGAAGAAACGGCAUGUCUUAUCACUAAAAAUUUUGUGCUUCUUUGCUAUAUUGUUGUGGAUGUACCGCUUAAAUCCUCCAAUGAAAGACAGUGUAAAGAAAUAAAUUUAAGCUGGAUAAUACGAAGGGUUCGAUACGUUAUACAAAGCGAAGUAUCUAAAGCUCCAAAAUCUAUUAUUCUGCGAAACAACAUGUUCGACCUAUUCGAUUCGAUAAUUGAUUUGACAAAUUUUAACGUGAUGUGUCUAGUAGCUCCAUCAAUGAUGGCACCACUACUAAGGGAGUUGAAUGACAAAGCGCAUCUUAAUGAAAAUUUAAAAUCAAAAAUUGAAAGUCUAAUGCGUAAAAUCAAGACGAAAAUUGGCAUUGAACACUAUGAUGUGAUUUGCCUUGAUAUAAGGACAAAAAUAGAAAAUAAAUGUCGGGUUCGACACCUGUCUAAAGCUAUAGAAAAGAUAAAUAAUCCCAUACAGGCAACAAAAAGGAAACAAGCCCUGAAAGACAGAAAAAAGCUAGUGAAGAAACGAAAGAUUGAAGAACAGAAAAAUUCAAUCCAUCGAACUACGAAAAGAGCCUAUAAAACGAGACGCCUUGAAGAUUUAUUCAAAAAUUAGUUACAGUAACAUAAUAGUUUGUUAUAAAAAUAAAAAUUAGUUGAUUUAUUUA
Messenger RNA from Wyeomyia smithii (pitcher-plant mosquito), 8148 nucleotides. RefSeq names its product small subunit processome component 20 homolog. The transcript has 10 exons. Gene Ontology annotation, cellular component: small-subunit processome; 90S preribosome; nucleolus. Bases 219 to 8096 code for a protein of 2625 amino acids. NCBI's taxonomy places the organism in Eukaryota, Metazoa, Arthropoda, Insecta, Diptera, Culicidae. The record is from RefSeq and is a predicted model, not a curated record.